Castor canadensis (American beaver) is the source of this 3082-nucleotide messenger RNA. The record is from RefSeq and is a predicted model, not a curated record. NCBI's taxonomy places the organism in Eukaryota, Metazoa, Chordata, Mammalia, Rodentia, Castoridae.
AUGGGGUCAGCCAUUCCCACCUUUGUGAUUUAUGCCCUGAACACCCGCCAGGAUGAGACAGAGGCCAGCAUGGAGGCGCUACGGGAAGCACACCAGGAGGAGCUCCAGGACGCAGUGGCCGACACCAAGGCCAGGCUCUUGCAGGAACAGGGCUGCACGGGUGACAACCAGGAGGCCCUUCUGCAGCGCAUCCAGGCCCUGGAGAGCGCCCUGGAGCUGCAGAAGAGGCUGACGCAGGAGGCGCUGGCCGAGUCGGCCACGUGCAGGUUGGAGACCAAAGAGAGAGAGCUGAGGGUGGAGGCAGAACACGCCGAGCGGGUCCUCACGCUCUCCAAGGAGAUGCUGGAGCUCAAGGCGGACUAUGAGAGGAGGCUCCAGCAGCUGAUGAGCCAGGAGGGCUCGCAGUGGGGCGGUCCUUCCCAGGAGAGCCCUAACGCCACGGCCGAGCCUGACCAGGGCCCCGAGAUGCAGCAGGUCCUGCAGGAGGUGGAGCGGCUGAGAGCGGAGAACCAGCAGCUGAGCCAGGACUACGCCAGAAAGGCCGAGGAGCUGCAGGCCACCUACGAGCGGGAAAAUGAGGCCAUCCGGCAGGCCAUGCAGCAAUCGGUGAGCCAGGCCCUGUGGCAGUGGCAGGAGAAGGAGACCGACCUCCGCAAGAACUUCCAGGUUCAGGAGUCAGCCCUGCAGGCCCAGGUCAGGAAGCUGGAAGGGGACCUGGAGCACAGGGGACGCAAGAUCAGUGACCUGAAGAAGUAUGCACAGAAACUGAAGGAAAGGAUUCAGGACUUGGACAUGCAGCUGAGGGAGGCACGACAGGAGAACUCAGAGUUGAAGAGCACUGCAAAAAAACUUGGGGAGAAGCUGGCUGCUGCCAAAGACAGACUGAUGCUACAGGAGUGUCAUGUGACACAGAAAACUGAUGACAGGAAGACUGAGCAAGCUUUGGAGAAUGAAGUCCUAGGGGAAGUGAAUGACUUGGAGGCCCACAGUCUUCAUCCUCAGCAGGAUCGAGGCUUUCCCAAGGAGUAUCCCUGCACACUAGGAGGCCCAGAUGCACAGGCCAAGAAAGAAGCAAAUGUCGAGACAGAAUAUAUGAAGCAGCGACAUGAAGAAGACCUUCACAAGAUUAAACGUCAAACUGAGGAGGAGAAGAAGCAUCUCAAAGACCAGCUGGUGAGGCGCCUGGAGGACUUGGUAAAGAAACACACUGUGGAAAUCAAGUCAGUGCGCUCAUCUGUGGAAGUGGAAAGAAAGAAGCUGCAGAAGGAAGUAGAAGCAAAAUUGGAUGAAGUGAAGACAAAAUCAGAAAGGGAAAUAAGGCAGCUGGAAGAAGAGAAAGCAGCCCUCAAUGUGAAGCUUCAGAAUUCUCUGCUCGAGGUUUUAAGGCUGGAGGAAUUUAUCCAACAACAUAAGGGACCUGUGCAAAGAGCUGAAGAAAGUCCCUGGGAAUCAGACUGCCAGCAUCACAGCAUCUUGGAGACCCAGGAUUCAUGCUCAAAGGUGAAGGAACCUUCUCAGACACUGCCCAGAGAAGAGUAUCAAGAUAAGUUAGCAGUUGAAGAAGGAUCCAGCAGCGAUGAGGAAGAAAGGACUGAAGCUCCCCUCAAGGAAGGAAGUGACCUGCAAGCUCCACUAGGCUCUUUGCUGAAGGAGAAGGCACCGGAAAUCCGCCAUCUGCAGGACUGGCAAAGCCAGAAGGCCAGACUGCAAACCCAGGUGUCUCAGCUGCAGCGGGCUCUGGAGCAGUGUGCCAGCGACUACCGGGGGGACCUGCAGGCGCUCGAGCAGCUGUCGGACCACGAGAGGGAGAAGCUGCAGCGCCAGCUCCAGGAGAGCCUGCAGCAGGGCCAGGCCGCCAAGGCGCAGCAGGCCCUGCGCAUGCUCGAGAAGGCCAACGCCCAGGAGCUCAAGGCCACAGAGGAACGCUUGAAGAAGGAAUCCAGCCACAGCCUCCACAUCCAGCACCAGGCACACCGGCUAGAGCUCCAGGCCUUGGAGGAAAAAGCCAGGCAACAGCUGCAAGAAGAACGGGAGAGGACACAGGCCCAGCAGACCCUGCUUCUGGAGUCCCUCAGGCAGGAGCUGUCCGAGCAGCGAGCUGCCUGCUCAGAGCACCAGAAGGACCUGGAGGCCCUGCGGGCUGAGCUGAGGGCUCUGGACAGUUUGGGAAGACAGCAGGACAUCAGCCCAUGUCCAGGGGACAGUGAGGACCACACCAACACCACAGAGGAUGCGGGCGGCGCUGCAGGGCUGGGUGCGGCGUGCGGGCUGCUGGAGGAGAACGCGCAGCUCCAGGACGCGGUGCUGCGGCUGCGCGCGGAGGUGGAGCAGCACCGCGACCAGCGCAGGUUGCUGGAGGAGGACCAGCAAGCUCAGAGGGUAAGGGAGGUGGAAGCGCUUCGCCAGGAGCACCGGAAGGAGAUGCAGGCUAUGGUGGCAGAUUUCAGUGGUGCCCAGGCCCGGCUCCAGGCCCGGCUAGCUGCUCUGGAAGCUGAACUGAAAGACUCUGGAGAGAAGCCUGGGAAGGGAGUGUCGCGGCCUGAGGACCUGCAGCUCAUAGGUCGUCUGCAGACCCGCUUGAAGGAGAGAGAAGAGAUCAUCAGGCAGCUCACGGAAGAGAGAAGAUUUCACAACGCAGUGUCCCAUCGGAAUCGAUCCUUCUCUUUCAAUCCUCACCCAGGGUAUUUGACCCCUUCCAUGAAGAAAAAGAAGAUGGAGGAAGUGCCCAGCCGAGUGGUCAGCGUGCCAAACCUCGCCUCCUAUGCUAAGAACUUCUUAAGUGGAGAUCUGAGCUCCAGGAUCAAUGCCCCUCCCAUAACUAAGUCACCCAGCUUGGACCCAAGCCCUAGCUGCAGCCGCCCUUACAAAGCCACCCAGGCUCUAGAUGCAAAAACUGCCCCGAGGGCGCAAGAGGAGGAAACGACCCAACAGAAACAGGGCUCUCCACACCAGGAGUGGUUUACCAAGUACUUUUCUUUCUAAACUCAUUUUGGAACACAUUCCAGAGGACAUUAAAAAAGCACUCAAACUAUCUGAAGGAAUGAACUAAAACCAAAUAACGUGCUAGUGAUGAUUUGCAUAU